AGCAUCUGACGUGUCUAAAGCAGUUUCGCUCCAGUGGUGGAUUUUUACUAUUAUUUAAAGUACAGUAAGAUACGUGUUGGCAAGAUGCUCGAUUUCUUUACCAUCUUCAGCAAAGGGGGCAUAGUGUUGUGGUGUUUUCAGGGAGCCGGCGUCACCGAGUCCUUCGCCGGGCCUGUCAACGCUCUGAUCCGCUCCGUGAUCCUUCAGGAAAGAAGCGGGAACACGUCGUUCAAUCAUGAGGCUCUGAGUCUUAAAUACAAACUGGACAAUGAGUUUGAGCUCAUUUUUGUGGUGGGUUUUCAAAAGAUCCUGACGCUGACAUACGUGGACAAGUUCAUAGAUGAUGUGCAGCUUCAUUUCAGGGAUCGUUAUAAGAACGAGCUGGAGCAGAGGGGAGCUUUAAAACUGCUCAACAACAGCUACGAGUUUGAAGACGACUUCAAUAUGCUUCUCAGACAGGCGGAGGAGAGCAGCAAAGCUCGGAGCCCCGUCCCUAUGCGGUCCUUUAAAGAGUCUGAGAAAUCCCAAAAAACUGUGAAGUCCAUGAUUGAGACGAAGGGUGGGGACAAAGGCAAGGAACCGGGGGGCAAGAAAAAUAAAAAUACCAAAAAGGAGGCUCCUGCAGCUGAGCCUGUCAAAGGUGAUCAGAAAAAGGUCACACCUGCUGUGCAGAAGACGGUUGAAAAUGGUAACCAGGGUUUGACUCCCGAGGAGCUCAUUCUGAAGAAUAGAGAGGAGUUCAUUCGCAAACGAAUGGGAGGGACGACUGAAAAGGCCAGUAAGUCUCCAAAGCCUCAGAAACCCAGGGAGAAACAGAUGCGUGUCUGGGACAUGGGAGGAAACAGUACCAAGGAACUGGACUACAGCUACAAGAACGAUCUCCAGAGCAACGGGGAGCAGAUGGAGGAGGUCAACACCGACCUGGGAAUAAAGGUGAACUCCAUGGAAGGAGAUCUGCUGCCUGUGGACUACGAGUCCAGUGAGGAGGAGGAGGAGAUGGAGGAGGAAGAAGAGGAGGAGAGAGUGGUUGUAAAUGAAAAAAGCAAAACAAGCACUAAAAAAGGUGGCAGCUUCGGGGGCAUGUUUGGGAUGCUGAAGGGCCUGGUGGGCUCCAAGAGUCUGACCUUUGAGGACAUGGAGCCGGUGCUGGACAAGAUGAAGGACCACCUCAUCGCUAAGAAUGUAGCAGCCGAAAUCGCCUCCCAGCUCUGUGACUCUGUAGCCAAAAAACUGGAGGGCAAAGUCAUGGGCACAUUCACCACUGUGGCCUCAACAGUGAAGCAGGCCCUGCAGGAGUCGCUGGUGCAGAUCCUGCAGCCAAAGCGACGGGUGGAUAUUCUGAGGGACGUCAUGGAGGCGCAGCGCCUCCAGAGGCCUUUUGUCAUCACGUUCUGUGGCGUCAACGGUGUUGGGAAGUCCACCAACCUGGCCAAGAUCUCCUUCUGGCUGAUCGAGAACGGUUUCAGAGUGCUGAUCGCAGCCUGUGACACGUUCCGUGCGGGGGCGGUGGAGCAGCUCCGCACUCAUCAGCGCCGCCUGAACUCCCUCCACCCUCCGGAGCAGCACGGAGGACGGUCCGCAGUCCAGCUCUAUGAGAAGGGCUACGGGAAGGAUGCAGCUGGGAUUGCGAUGGAGGCCAUUAAUUAUGCUCGCAACCAGGCCUUUGACGUGGUGCUGGUGGACACAGCUGGGCGGAUGCAGGACAAUGCCCCCCUGAUGACCGCCCUGGCCAAACUCAUCGCUGUCAACAUGCCCGACCUGGUGCUGUUUGUUGGGGAGGCUCUGGUGGGCAACGAGGCGGUCGACCAGUUGGUCAAGUUUAAUCAGGCUCUGGCCGAUCACUCCAUGUCUGACAAACCUCGGCUCAUCGACGGAAUUGUUCUCACGAAGUUUGACACGAUUGACGACAAGGUGGGUGCUGCAAUCUCCAUGACGUACAUCACGGGUCAGCCCAUCGUGUUCGUGGGCACGGGGCAGACCUACAACGACCUGCGCAGCCUGAAUGCCCGAGCGGUGGUCAGCGCUCUGAUGAAGGCUUAAAAGUUCCGCUGCGUCCUGCGUCCUCGUCGCCAACAAAGCAAACACCUUCUGUCAGACUGUAGUGAGACGUACCAGCCCUGCUUCUCUGCCUCCCCGUCCUCCCGUCCCCACUGCUCGGCAUCAGAUGAAGAACUCGUGACAUGCAAAGACAGGACUUUUUUUCUCCCCUCAUGAAAAAGAAGGCGUGCACUUGGAAAACACGAUCAUUCGGCAGCAGAGUGAGAGGAGCUUCCUCCAUUCUGCAUUAUUUCGAUUGUUUCGGGCCAAACUGAUCAGAAGUACCUCAAUGUCAGCCUGUGUUUUUGGAGACGAGGAAGUCCCCACGGCACACUGGCUGACUGAACUAGGCUGGUUAACUGGUUUACACGGUAAAGACCCGCCCAUUCCUGGCAUUCUGUCCGUCAGUUUUCCCUCAUUUUCGGGAGUGAGGUCGGGUGAACGAUGAGGAAAGCUUUGUGACCAUAGUGCCUAUCUGUCUCCUGUCUUCUUCUAACACUUCUUCUACUACACUGUCCAUCAAGAGACCACAUGGACAUUCAGAUCCACAACCAAACCUUCAGUGACUUCCAGCCUGGCCGAGACUUAAAUCCUACCAUUUUGUAUGGGGGAAAAAACAAACAAUAAAUAAUCCUAUUUAUUUUUCAUUUCAGAAUAAGUCCCAGAUUUUUUUUUUUACGUUCCUUGUUUUUCCCCCCUCAAUUCAUUAUUCUCCAUUUGAUAUGGAAUAAUAAAAAAAAACAUCUUUGGUUUGUGGUAGUGCAAGACUCCAGAGUUCUAUCAGAUCCGAGUUAAUUUAUGAGAAUGUAAACAUUUCUAAAUAAAGCUGCUGUAUGCUCUGA
Cynoglossus semilaevis (tongue sole) is the source of this 2879-nucleotide messenger RNA. RefSeq names its product SRP receptor subunit alpha (gene srpra). Lineage: Eukaryota; Metazoa; Chordata; Actinopteri; Pleuronectiformes; Cynoglossidae. Gene Ontology annotation, cellular component: endoplasmic reticulum membrane; signal recognition particle receptor complex. The record is from RefSeq and is a predicted model, not a curated record. Gene Ontology annotation, biological process: SRP-dependent cotranslational protein targeting to membrane; intracellular protein transport. Bases 85 to 2040 code for a protein of 651 amino acids. Gene Ontology annotation, molecular function: signal recognition particle binding; GTP binding; GTPase activity. The transcript has 15 exons.